This is a messenger RNA of Physella acuta, 369 nucleotides long. RefSeq lists its product as uncharacterized. The record is from RefSeq and is a predicted model, not a curated record. Lineage: Eukaryota; Metazoa; Mollusca; Gastropoda; Physidae.
AUGACGCCGCCCCUGGGAAAUGUGGUGGACAUCGGUGCUAACAGAUCCGACUUCUCAAUGUUUGAGUCGCUGGUCACAAAAGCAAACCUGGCUAGUUUCUUCACAAAGGUUCUCAAAUAUCACAUGGUCAAAGAGUACUCACUCUACAGUGUCGGUAUGACGCACACGAUGACCGUUGAUUCUGCAGACCAGCAUCACGACACCCUUAUGAUUCUAGAGGAUGGCAGUGGCAACAUAUUUGUCAACCAUGCGAAGAUAAUCGAGAAGGACAUCAGUUCAAUUAACGGGGUCAUCCAUGUUGUCGAUACCGUACUUGUUCCAAUACGUGUGCAGGUUCAGAUCGAAGAUGAAGGUAUCAUCGUAGGUUAA